CUGUGCUUGAUCUGCGUUUUUGCAGUUAGGCUGCUGCUUCGCCCAUUAUAUUCCCUCGGAGCUGCUAGUCUGCCUCAACCAGCGGCAGAGUCUCUCGCCUUCCUGUAGGCUCCCAGGAGCCAGAUUCUCUGGUGCAUUGAGCCUUAGGACAAAAUGGCGCUUUCACGGUCCGCUGAGGACCGGCCGGGCCGAGGCGUGAGCUCCGAGGCGGGCCUGAACAAAGGCGACGUGCAGGGAGGCGGGGCGAGGUCCUGCGGCGUUGUUGCCGCUUGGAGUCGGCGCUGGCGCUUCCUCGUGGUGCUGCAUCCGUGCGAGUCCUUGAUAUACUUUCGACGUAGUGGUGGACCGGGUUGGGGUGGUUAUGGAGGGAGAACUUGAGGUGAGGCAAAUUCACAAAUGGCUGAGGAAAGCGUGAAGGGAGUAAAGGAGGGCAGAGGGGAGUUAUGGAGAAUACCCUGCUUUCCUCCGAGGCCAACUUUUUCCUGUCCGUUAGAAACUACUCGCGGUCUGUCCGCAAAUUGUGGAGCAGGAAUUUUCGGGAAUGGUAAGGGCUUUUUGAUCUUUUGUAUGUCCCUGCAGGUUCUGGUAUGAACAGGAUUCGGAUUCACGUCUUGCCAACCAAUCGGGGGAGGAUCACUCCAGUGCCUAGGUCUCAGGAGCCCCUGUCUUGUUCAUUCACUCAUCGCCCAUGCUCUCAGCCUCGUCUGGAGGGACAGGAAUUUUGCAUUAAGCAUAUCCUUGAAGACAAGAAUGCACCUUUCAAGCAGUGUAGUUAUAUAUCGACGAAGAAUGGAAAAAGAUGUCCCAGUGCUGCCCCAAAGCCUGAGAAGAAAGAUGGGGUGUCCUUCUGUGCUGAACAUGCCCGUAGGAAUGCCAUGGCACUUCAUGCCCAAAUGAAGAAGACUAACCCAGGGCCUAUGGGUGAAACACUCUUGUGCCAGCUGAGCUCAUAUGCUAAGACAGAGCUGGGUUCUCAGACUCCAGAAAGUAACCGCAGCGAAGCUAGUCGAAUUCUGGAUGAAGACAGCUGGAGUGAUGGGGAGCAGGAACCCAUUACUGUGGAUCAGACAUGGAGAGGUGACCCUGACAGUGAAGCUGAUAGUAUAGACAGUGAUCAGGAAGAUCCCCUCAAACAUGCUGGUGUCUACACAGCAGAAGAAGUGGCCCUAAUUAUGCGUGAGAAGCUAAUUCGUUUGCAGUCUCUGUACAUAGAUCAGUUUAAACGACUUCAGCAUCUGCUCAAAGAGAAGAAGCGCCGUUACUUACAUAAUCGCAAAGUGGAACAUGAAGCUCUAGGUAGUAGCCUCCUCACUGGCCCAGAGGGACUUUUGGCCAAAGAACGAGAGAACUUGAAGCGACUGAAAUGUCUCCGGCGGUAUCGCCAGCGCUAUGGAGUGGAAGCCUUACUACACAGACAGCUGAAGGAACGCAGAAUGCUGGCCACAGAUGGUGCAGCCCAACAGGCCCAUACCACUCGUUCCAGUCAGAGGUGCUUGGCAUUUGUGGAUGAUGUUCGUUGUUCCAAUCAGUCUCUUCCAAUGACCAGACAUUGCCUUACCCAUAUUUGUCAAGAUACAAAUCAGGUUCUCUUCAAAUGCUGCCAGGGGUCUGAGGAGGUACCCUGCAACAAAGCAGUUCCUGUAAGCCUCUCUGAGGAUCCCUGCUGCCCACUGCAUUUCCAGUUGCCUCCUCAGAUGUAUAAGCCUGAGCAGGUACUAUCUGUGCCAGACGAUCUGGAAGCCGGCCCCAUGGAUCUGUACUUGAGUGCUGCUGAGCUUCAGCCGACUGAGAGUUUACCUCUGGAGUUCAGUGAUAUUCUACUUUGAACUGACUAGAACAGCACUGACCCCCUCAAGAGUGUUUGCUUUUACGGCCUUCUAAGUGUGCACACCACUCUUAUCUUUUUCAGCUUGUACCUUGAUUGGUCUCAGCCACAUAAACCCAUCUCUAAUUUCAUUUGUUUUCCUAAUUAGCACUAAGCUAGUAUUUGAUUUUAGGGAUCAAUUGACAUUCCAUCUUUAUUUUAGAACCUUGCUUAAUCUUUAACCCUCUGGAUAAAGGUCUUCCUUAUUUAUUUUGAAGAUGAAUUUUCAAAGUUUAAUAAUAAAGGUGUCUUGCAUAUAAUCAUAACGUAUUUAAGUAAAAGAUCAGAUCUAAAUGGAAAAAUCAGUUUAAGUUGCAAGAUUGUUUGCUAAGAGUAGAAGCAAGGUUUGGGUGUCCCAAAGGGUCUCUCUUAUGAAAAGAGAUAAACUAGGCCAGUAAUUUUUUUGGGAAACCUGAUUCCAUUUUUUUUUUUUAAUAAUUCUUUUCUCUUGGCUAUAAACUGUCUAUAGACUUAGGAGACUCGAUUUUAAUUACUUCAUUUAUAAUAACAUAACUUUUUAUUAUCCUGAUUAUAAUUGCUUUUAGACAGUUUAUUUUGCAUAGAUUCAUAGACUGAGAACUAGAAAGAGACGUUAGCGAUUAUAUAUCCCAGUACCUCCCAAACUUUUCCAGUGAGGUUAUGUUGAAGACCGUAAGUGGAUAGUCCUAGAUUGAUAAGGACAGGUUUUUGUUCACUUCCUUCAUCUAAUACUUGAAGAAAACCCAGAGGGGUGCUGUCUUUUUUUUAAAACUUCGUAACAUGAGCACCUUUAUAGGAUCUAAUAACCUAAUAAAUGUUACAUCACUAAAUUCUCUUAAAAUAUUAACGUACAUGUGUAUAAACUAAAACUAGCACACGUAUUUUGCAACCUGUAUAUGCACACAGUCUAGGUCAUUAACCUUUAUUCAUCUAAUUAUUAAUUUCUAGAACAAUUUCUGUUUCGAAUUUUUUACUUUUCAAACCCUUUUGCUUACGUUUUUGACUGCUUGGUACACAAAGUUUUUCCAUGUUUUACUGUUAGUUUUUAAGUGGUAUUUUCACAAACCUUUGAUAAUCUAGAUUUAAAAAAAUAUGACUGUUUACAGUAUGUUCGAGGAUUACAUACGGUUACUUGCCUCUUUGGAGAAUGAGUGAAAAUACUAGAUUAUGAGAUGUGAUCAUAGGCUGUUUCUUGACAUGUAAGUAAUAAUAAAAAAAUUUGAAAAUACAUCAUCAGAUUUGUUAAUUUGUCGCAUUAAUUUUUCAAAGAAUGUCAUGAAAAAUAACCUUAUUUGAGAAUCUGAUAAUGUUUUAAGAUGAACCUUUGUUGUUAAGAGGUUUAAAAAUGAAAAACAACCAGCUAUUUGUAGUUGAGCAUCUGUUAUGUUUGUAUUAACAUACUUUUGUUAAGCACAUUAAUCUUAAAAAGUAAGUUUUAUUCUUCCCUUAAUCUUUAGGGGGGGUAAAAAUUCUGCAAAAAGUACCAAAACAAAAUCCAGUUUUAGAAAUGAGUUUUUGUCCACAUAAAUUCUGGGUAUAUUUACCAGCAAAAUUUUGCUGGAAAAAAAUCUUUCUAAAUUAUAUAAACUUCACCAAGCUAAAAAUUAACUCAUUACCUACAUUCUGCCUUAGUUGUCAUUCUGCAACUUGUUAGUACGAUAACUUCUGGUAACUCUGCUUGUGGCUAGACCAAGUAUCAGAUGUUAACAUGGUUAGGAAAGAUUUCAGCCUUUAUUCUGGAUAUUACUUUUGCUAGUUUUCUGUGCUUCAAUCCCAGGAGUCUGGCAAAUAGCAACUUUUAAUACCUUAAUUCUAGUACUUGAUUAUGUCUGUCUUCCCCUCCCUUCCCUGAUGAAUUUUGUUUUUGAGAUAAUAACAAACCUAAAUUCUGUGUCCUCAUACUUCAGCUUCCAGUCAUUCCUGUUAGGAUAGACAUUUUUGCUUAUCUUUUCUUCUCUUACUUUAGAUUCCUUUCCCAAAUUUUAAUUUUUGUAACAGACAACACUGCAUGUGAGAAAGCCUUUUCAGUUCUGUUUUCCUUUGAAAACAUUCCCUCCAUUGUCAUCUUAAGAUUUGGAUCUCUUUUGUGUCACUGCUUAUUAAAUGGUUUCUUUUAAGUUCCAGUUAUUGAUACGAUAGUUGUGUGUAGUAAAAAAACUGCAGAAAAUAGAUUUCAGAAUCUUCCCUGUGAGGUAACACUGGUUUUUGUGGAUAGUACAAAAGUUUUCAAACAUAUCUGAGAAGGACAUUUCUGCUUAAAUUGAACUACUUUAAAUCUAGUAAGUUGUUUAAUCAUAUUCUUUAAUUAUUGUGAAGAUGUGGUUCUCAAUUUUUGGUGAUUAGGACACCAAAAAGAGAGAAAGGAUAGCAGACUCUUAAAGAGCAUAGAACUAAGCUUCAUGUGAAGUUAGAUUACUGGAAACAACCUCUAUAAAGUGGAGUGGGCUCAGGGGAGUGCAUAAUGUUGGGUGUUUUUAACUCUUGGGAGAGUUUAGCAUCAGGCUCUUGGAAAGCAGUGGCAUAAAACUUAGUUUGUUGUGCUUUGUCUGAGCUUUUUGCUGUGUCUUAGGCCCUGAAUCAAGACCAGUGGUUUGCUGUAGCAGUUGGUUUCAAACAGGAGCCAAGAGCAUUGUCUUCCUGUGGUCUUUUGGCUAUUCAUUACCACAAUGGGGAAUGGCCAGUUCAGUUGGAAGAAACAUACUCUGUAGAAAUAUAAUGUCUUUUUUUUUUUUAAUUAGUAGACGUUAUUUUUUAGAACAGUUUUAAGUUUACAGAAAAAUCGAGUAGAAAGUAUAGAGUUCUCUCAUACCCUCUCUCCCGUCAUUUUUUUUUUCUUUUUCUUUAAUAUAUAGAGCAAUUGGACUACUUUAGGUUGAAGAAUCAGAGACUUACUCUGUGGUGAUAGAGAUUUACCCAAAAUAGUAUUUUCUGUUUUCUACCCAUUCAGAGGAACUUUGAGUUUUCUGUCCUCCCUACCUUUCUCUCUGUCCUUGCUUGCUUUGUGGCUGUUAGGGCAUUAAUUAAGCAGUCUCGUAUUGCCCAGUAUUUUUUUUUUUUUUAAUUGUACUUCAGGUGAAGGGUUCCAGAACAAAUAGUUUCUCAUGAAA
Messenger RNA from Trichechus manatus latirostris (Florida manatee), 4950 nucleotides. It is a transcript of the gene KANSL2, whose product is annotated as KAT8 regulatory NSL complex subunit 2. The coding region runs from base 588 to 1826 and encodes 412 amino acids. Gene Ontology annotation, cellular component: NSL complex. The transcript is spliced from 8 exons. NCBI's taxonomy places the organism in Eukaryota, Metazoa, Chordata, Mammalia, Sirenia, Trichechidae. The record is from RefSeq and is a predicted model, not a curated record.